Molecule: messenger RNA, 859 nt
Organism: Talpa occidentalis (Iberian mole)
Lineage: Eukaryota; Metazoa; Chordata; Mammalia; Eulipotyphla; Talpidae
Gene: NDUFB5
Product: NADH:ubiquinone oxidoreductase subunit B5
Exons: 6
Coding region: 41-610 (189 amino acids)
Source: RefSeq, a predicted model, not a curated record
CCCGUUAUUCUCCCCCCUUUCCGUAUUGCCCGUAGUAGUCAUGGCGGCCAUGAGUUUGCUGCAGCGGGCUUCGGCCACUGCUGUGGCUGCACUGUCUGGCCGCCGACUCGGCACUCAACUUGGAUUUGGGGGCUUCCUCACUCGUGGCUUUCCGAAGACUGUCGCUCCUGUUCGACACAGUGGAGACCAUGGGAAGAGACUGUUUAUCAUCAAACCUUCUGGAUACUAUGACAAGCGGUUUUUGCACUUAAUGAAAUUCUACAUUUUGUUGACUGGGAUUCCAGUAGCAAUUGGAAUAACUCUGGUGAAUGUAUUCAUUGGUGAAGCUGAGUUAGCAGAAAUUCCAGAAGGCUAUAUCCCAGAACACUGGGAAUAUUUCAAGCAUCCUAUAUCAAGAUGGAUUGCCCGUACUUUCUAUGAUGGUCCUGAAAAGAACUAUGAAAAAACAAUGGCUAUCCUUCAAAUUGAAGCUGAAAAGGCUGAAUUACGGUUAAAGGAGCUGGAAGUACGAAGAUUGAUGCGCUCGAGAGGCGAUGGUCCCUGGUUUCAAUAUCCAACCAUUGAUAAAGCGCUUAUUGAUCAUUCUUCAAAAGCAUCUCCUGACAACUGAUCUUUUAUUUCUCCAUAUGCAAAGUGUAUUCUCUUUAAAGGAAAAAUAAACUGAUAAUUCUGUAUUUUUACUUUGUGUGAUGAAUAAAAGAUCCCCUUGCAUUGCUCUAUUUCUCAAUAUUGGCCCAGAAUAAGGCUUUUAUGAAUGUGUGAUUUCAGUCUUUUUUCAACUUCAUUGAGGUAUAGAUGACAAAGUUAUAAGAUAUUUAAUGUGUAUAUCAUGGUGAUCUGAUACAUGUAUCCAUUGUGA